GCCGUGCGAGUCUACAUGACAAAGCCUCUCUACGCAUCGAACAGGUUCGCUCUGAAGAUCAAGGCUGGUAUGAAUGCAAAGUACUCAUGUUGGAUCAGCAGUAUGACACCUUCCAUAACGGCAGCUGGGUGCAUCUCACCGUCAACGCUCCUCCCACCUUCACAGAGACUCCCCCCCAAUACGUAGAGGCAAAGGAAGGGGGCAGCAUCACUCUAACCUGCAUGGCUUUUGGAAACCCUAAGCCGACCGUCACCUGGCUGAGAGAAGGAGAACUUUUGGGUGGUAGCAACAAAUACCGGGUUUCUGAUGGGAGUCUGACCGUUAUGUCCAUCAGUCGCGAUGACAGGGGUGCUUACACCUGCCGGGCCUAUAGCAUCCAGGGAGAGGCUGUGCACACGACCCGCUUGCUUGUCCAAGGACCCCCUUUUAUCGUUUCUCCCCCGGAGAACAUCACUGUUAACAUCUCCCAAGAUGCAAUGUUCACCUGCCAGGCGGAAGCAUAUCCAGGCAACCUGACCUACACUUGGCACUGGGAAGAAGACAAUGUGUACUUUAAGAAUGACCUAAAACUAAGAGUAAGGAUUCUGAUUGAUGGGACGCUGAUCAUCUUCCGAGUCAAACCGGAGGAUGCUGGCAAAUAUACCUGCAUUCCGAGCAACAGCCUUGGCCGAUCCCCUUCAGCCUCUGCCUAUCUGACUGUGCAAU
Molecule: messenger RNA, 705 nt
Organism: Thamnophis sirtalis
Lineage: Eukaryota; Metazoa; Chordata; Lepidosauria; Squamata; Natricidae
Source: RefSeq, a predicted model, not a curated record